AUGAUGAAUACCAUACUAACAAAGUGGCAGGAUGUCGUCGUCGUGAGCUCGAACCCCGACGGCACACCCCGGCACUUCAAGCACCCAGCCCUGCAGUCUGCUCUGAUGUUCUGUGGCGAGCUCGCUUGCCUACUCAUCUUCACUCUCAGCACAAGGACCCGACGCUCGGCCGCAUCUGUCUACGGCACCCCGGCCGGACUCGGCACGCUCUCGACCAGUUCUUCCUUCCUCGACAACGCCGCUGCGCCCCUCCUGACCGCGCAUUCCACCGACACCGAGCAGCAGCGCCCGCAAGUCGACCCCCGCCUCGUCGCUGACGCUGCUACAGAAUCCGGACGCGCCGGCAUCGCCAAGUACGGCUUCGCGCUGCCUGCGGCGUGCGACAUGCUCGCGACCACCCUCCUCAACGUCGGCCUCUUCUUCACCUACGCCUCCGUCUUCCAGAUGCUCCGCGGCACCCUCGUCGUCUUUGCCGGGAUGUACACAGUCGUGUUCCUCAAGCGACGCCUCUCCAUGCACCACUGGCUAGCUUCUGUGCUGAUUUGCACCGGCUGCGUCGUCGUUGGCCUGGCGAGCGCCUCCGCGGCAAACGCAGCGCCCCCGCCGGACCCGAUCCCACCGGGACCUGACCCUUCCCCCCCAGCACCAGGGCCGGACCCUGCUCCGUCUGACAGCGCAACGAAUCCGAUGCUCGGGAACACGUUGAUUGUGCUCGCACAGGCCGUGCAGGGCUUCCAAAUCAUCGUCGAAGAGCGACUGCUGGCCGAAUCGGGUCUGUCGCCAGUGAAGGCGGUGGGGCUGGAGGGCGCGUGGGGACUCGCGAUGUGCGCGGUCGUCAUGAGCGCCGUCAAGGUGCUGAGCCUGUUCACGGGCGUGCAAUUCGACGACGUCGUCGAGGGCAUGCGGCAGCUCGCGAGCAACGGACAGCUCGCGAUCGCGGCGAUCCUCAGCGUUGCGUGCAUCGCCACGUUCAACGUGUGCGGAAUCCUCAUCACGAAGCACGUGUCGGGUGCAGCUCGGUCGACCGUCGACGCGUCGCGUACGAUCGCAGUUUGGGGCGUGUCGCUCGCGCUGGGAUGGGAGCGCUUCCUGCCCAUGCAGGUCGUCGGGUUCGUGAUGCUGUUGGUCGGCACGCUCUGGUUCAACGGCGUCAUAGUGAUCGUUCUCGGCCCAUCGUGGUCGCCAAAGGAGGGGCCAGCGCGCCGCCACACUCCAUGCGCCCCGCAGGAUGUUGUACUGUCGCCAGACGACCUCGCUGCUGCGGCCGCGGGGUCUUUGACGCGCUCAGCGUCAGGAGAGGUGGUGCUGAUGCCGCGACCACGCAGUCGCACUCGCAUGGGGGGGCAGGCAGGGCUGGCAGAGACGGCCUGGGGGAUCAUCGCUGUCGACAUGGACCAUGCGAGGGAGCACAAUGACGGGCCACCGAUCCCUGCAGCGGCGCGCCGGCGUGGUCGUCCUGGAUGA
This is a messenger RNA of Pedinophyceae sp. YPF-701, 1464 nucleotides long. Lineage: Eukaryota; Viridiplantae; Chlorophyta; Pedinophyceae. The record is from the annotation of a GenBank genome assembly.